Molecule: messenger RNA, 1200 nt
Organism: Didymosphaeria variabile
Lineage: Eukaryota; Fungi; Ascomycota; Dothideomycetes; Pleosporales; Didymosphaeriaceae
Exons: 3
Coding region: 1-1200 (399 amino acids)
Cellular component (GO): endomembrane system
Source: RefSeq, a predicted model, not a curated record
AUGAAACCCAGUGCGCUCUCCGCACUGGUGCUGUGCCUGUUCGCCGCCUUUGCAGCUGCCUGGACGAAAGAGGACCACGAAAUCUUCCGUCUGCGCGAUGAAGUUGCCCUCCACAAUGGCGACAAUGUGACCUUCUACGACCUGCUCGGCGUAAAGCCUUCGGCCUCGCAAGACCAGCUCACGAAAGCUUACCGCAAGAAGUCGCGCGAGGCCCACCCUGACAAAGCCAGGAAGAAUUUCGAGGCCAAGCGUGUUCUUGACAACAAGAAGAAGGGCAAGAAGGUCACAAAGCCAGCCACCAAGAAGGAGGUCGAUGCGUAUAUGAAGGAGGCCACUGCUUCUUACCAAAGGCUCUCCGUCGUUGCAAAUGUGCUCAAGGGGGAAAGCCGUGAGCGGUAUGACCAUUUCCUUAGGAACGGCUUCCCCAAGUGGAGGGGCACCGGUUACUACUACAGCCGCUACCGCCCUGGACUAGGCGCUGUGAUCUUUGGCUUGCUCGUCGUCUUGGGCGGCGGCAUGCACUACUUUGCCCUUCUCAUGGGCUGGAAGCGUCGCCGGGAGUUCGUCGAGAGGUACAUUAGGCAUGCGCGCAGGACCGCUUGGGGUGACGACACCGGCAUUCAGGGCAUUCCAGGUGUCGAUGCGCGCGCCACUCCGCCGCCGGUCAACACUCAGCAAUGGGCCGGCGACGAUUCGGAUGAUGCUCCUCAGGAAAUGGCCCCUAUGAACCGUAAGCAAAAGCGCGCUAUGGAAAAGGAGAACCGCAAAGACAAGAAGUCUACUGUCGCGAAGAAGGCACGCAAUUCCGGCAUCAGCACGCCCGUUGAGGCACAGUUGACCUCUGGCCCUCAGGGCGCUAAGAAGCGCAUCGUUGCGGAGAAUGGCAAGGUUCUUGUUGUAGACUCUGCUGGCAAUGUCUUCCUCGAGGAGGAGAGCGACGAGGGCCUGAAGCAAGAGUUCCUCCUCGACCCCGACGAGGAACCGAAGCCUACGAUCUACGACACUUUGCUGUUCAAGCUUCCCAAGUUUGCCUACAACCAGACGGUCGGCCGUCUUACUGGAAACACCCAGGCUGUUGAAGAACCUCUUUUGGAGUCGUCCGAUUUGCCUGAGGAGGAAGCCGCUCUUGCAAAUGCUACCGCGAACAACCUCAAUGGCGAGACAAGGAAGCGCAGGGCAAAGGCUAGAGCUAUGAGGUAG